Molecule: messenger RNA, 1244 nt
Organism: Beta vulgaris subsp. vulgaris (sugar beet)
Lineage: Eukaryota; Viridiplantae; Streptophyta; Magnoliopsida; Caryophyllales; Amaranthaceae
Product: 2-oxoglutarate-Fe(II) type oxidoreductase hxnY
Exons: 11
Coding region: 103-1041 (312 amino acids)
Source: RefSeq, a predicted model, not a curated record
CUAAUUGGGGGAUUGUUUCCUAUCUAUCUAGUGAGGGAAGAAAAACACAAACAAAAAGAAGAUUGGAGUGAGGGGGGAGAGAGAAAGAGUGAGCAGAGCAAAAUGGAAGAGGAGAGUGGAAUUAUAAAUCUUCCUAUAAUCGAUUUAUCAGCACCUGACCGACUCACCACCGCUGCUACACUUCGUCAGGCAUGUAUCGGAGUUGGUUUCUUCUACAUUGUGAAUCAUGGAGUGGAGAAAGAUCUGCUCAACAGAUUGUUUGAAGAGAGUAAAAAGUUCUUUUCACUUCCUUUGGAAGAAAAAAUGAGACUUAAUAGGAAGGAAUAUAGGGGGUAUACAGCAUUAUAUUCUGAGAAGUUGGAUCCUUCUUUGAGCACUAAAGGUGACUCGAAGGAGUCUUUCUAUAUUGGCCCGCUUCAUGAUGAAGUGUGCAAUUUGAACCAGUGGCCUUCUGAAGAGCUUCUUCCGAGUUGGCGUCCAAUUAUGGAAGAAUACCAUAGACAACUUCUGAGUGUUGGGAAAAGAUUACUAUCACUUCUUGCGCUGGCACUGAACCUGGAUGAGAAGUUUUUUGAGAAUGUAGGAGCUUUGGAUUCACCAAUGGCUUUUCUUCGCACCAUACAUUACCCAGGUGACAUCAGUUACCACAAUGAUGAAGUUUUAGGUGCCUCUGCUCACUCUGAUUAUGGAAUGAUCACGCUGUUGGCAACUGAUGGUGUUCCUGGACUACAGGUCUGUCGGGAGAAAGAUCGUCAACCACAGAUUUGGGAAGAUAUUCUUGAUAUUGAGGGGGCGAUAAUUGUCAAUAUUGGGGACAUGACAGAGAGGUGGACAAAUUGUUUAUUCAGGUCAACUUUGCACAGAGUGGUGCCAAAGGGACAAGAAAGAUAUUCUGUAGCUUUCUUCCUUGAUCCUCCACACGAUUUUCUGGUGGAGUGCUUAGAAACUGCCUGCACCGAGUCAAAUCCUCCAAGAUUUCCCCCAAUUCGCUUUAUUGACUACCUACAAGAACGAUACAGGCUUACAUUUGGAGCUGAGUAGCCACUUUUACCUGCAUUUCUUGUGAAGGGAGAAGUUCUACAGCGGUGUGGAAUUGACGAAAUCAUGAGCAGCAUGUAAAUCUCUAAAUUACGUAAUUACAAUGUUGUAUAAAGUGAGAAAUGUUUGCAAAAUUCUCAUCCGUUAAAGUACUAUAUUUGUUUAAGUCUCAGAUGAUUGGUUAUAUGAAUAUUUUUAUAAGUUUA